GCUACUCGACGUCCUUCCACUCUGCACUCAGCCUGAAAUCUUACCGACGUCCCCCUCACUUUCAUUUCUAGAUAUUUAAGCGCUGGGACGACUCUAUCAUUCAUUUCUACCUGUCAAUGCCUAGUUGCGCACUUGUCUAGCCCUGUCUUACGCUCCUAGGGAGGGGGCCACUGUAGCGAUCCAGUCGUUAUCAGCACUUCAAAAUGGGCCGACACAGCGCGGAAGCCGAAUCUAGCGGCAUGGCAAUGGCAUCUCAUGUUGCUUCUCGUCAUUCGGAUUCGCCUGAGCGGACCAAUUCUUUGGAUGGGCUUGUUCCCGAGACGCCAACCCGCCUUAAACAGCCCAACGACGACAACGACUCGGGGUCGGAACAGGAGCGGCUGCUUGAGCAAGAUCUAGACGAUUACGAGCUCGACGACCUGGACCCAAUCAACGGCAAUGCAAAAAAGUACAAUGAGGACGACGACUCGCCGUAUCCCGAAGUGCGCGCCGCCGUGCGCAACUACGACGAGGAUGUGCCCUGUGGGACAGUCCGCGCAUGGACAAUUGGUCUUGGGCUCGUCGUCAUUGGAGCAUCCAUGAACACGCUCUUUUCGCUACGCCAGCCAACCAUCUCCGUUACAUCGCUGCUUGCCCAGGUUAUUGCGUAUCCCCUGGGUCACGCCUGGGCGGCUGUUGUGCCGUCACGGACCUUCACCACGUUUGGGCGCACCUGGAGCCUCAACCCAGGGCCGUUCAAUAUCAAGGAACACUCCAUUAUUGUUGUCAUGGCCGGUGUGUCCUUUUCAGUUGCUUACUCCACCGAUAUCAUCCUUGCGCAGAUGAUCUUUUACCGUCAAAACUUUGGCAUCGUCUUCCAGAUCCUGCUGACCAUUUGCACCCAAUCGCUGGGCUACGGCAUGGCUGGCGUCAUGCGCAAGUUCCUCGUGUACCCUGCUUCCAUGAUCUGGCCAACCAACUUGGUCAAUGUCAGCUUGAUGAAUGCAAUGCACGAUAGGCACGAUAAGCCAGAUCCAAGAGUCUUUGGAGGUGGCAUGUCGCGGUACAGGUGGUUUACACUGGUGUCUGCUGUGUCCUUCUUCUACUUCUUCCUUCCUGGUUAUCUCGCCAAGUGCCUUAGUUUGUUUGCGCCUCUUACUUGGCUGGCACCUCAAAAUGUCGUUGUAAACCAGCUAUUUGGCGAAAACUCGGGAAUGUCCAUGCUCCCGAUCACGUUUGACUGGUCCCAGGUUGCUGGGUACAUUGGCUCGCCAAUGAUGACUCCAUGGGUUGCCAUUGCCAACACGCUCAUCGGCGUCAUCUUCUUCUUCAUCUUCUUCGUUUCCGUGCUGCACUACUCGGGCGUCUGGUACGCUCCGUAUUUGCCCAUUAGCGACGCCCGCACAUUCGACAACAUGGGCUUGCCGUACAAUACGACACGAGUCCUCAACCCUGACUUCACAUUAAACGUUACAGAAUACAAAAAUUAUUCGCCGUUAUUCAUCAGCACCACAUUCGCGCUGACAUACGGCUUGUCGUUUGCCGCCAUCACGUCACUUAUCGUAUACACUUACAUCCACAGCGGCAAGACCAUUUGGAAACAAUACAGAAACAGUGGGCAUGAGAAGCCUGAUAUUCACAUGCGGCUGAUGAGCAAAUAUCCGGAGACCCCUACAUGGUGGUAUAGCUCACUCUUCUUCUUGAUGCUUGGUAUCAGCUUUUACACCGUCCUGGCAUACCCAACCAACAUGAGCUGGUGGACGUUUCUGCUAGCUGUGCUCAUCUCAUUUGCAUUCACCCUACCUGUUGGCAUCAUCGAGGCCAUUACGAAUGCUAGAAUCGGCCUCAACGUUCUAACAGAAUUUGUGUACGGCUACAUUGAGCCCGGCCGCCCUCUAGCCCUGAUGCUCUUCAAGACAUUUGGCUACAUCUCCAUGUCGCAAGCGUUGAGCUUUGUUGCCGAUCUCAAGUUUGGCCACUAUAUGAAGAUUCCACCACGCACGAUGUUCCUGGCACAGGUUGUAGCCACAACGCUCUCAUGCGUUAUCCAAGUCUUUGUUCUCAACUUUGCGCUCCGCAACAUUGACAAUGUCUGCGACCUGGAGCAAGUCGAUCGAUUCACAUGCCCAGGCGGUAGGGUAUUCUUCUCUGCAUCCGUCAUCUGGGGUCUUAUCGGCCCGGCGCGCAUGUUCAGCCCCGGCCAGAUCUACUUUGGGCUCUUCUCCUUCUUCAUUAUUGGCGCCAUCACCCCAAUCCUCAUCCACUGGGCUUCCAAGCGGUGGCCCAAGUCGCCAGUCAAACACCUCAUGGCGCCUCUCAUCUUUGGCGGCUCCGGCAACAUCCCGCCUGCAACGCCGCUCAACUACAUAUCCUGGUCGAUUGUCGGCUACUUCUUCCAGUACUACGUCAAACGGCGCCAUAACGCAUGGUGGACACGCCUCAACUUCAUCACAUCGUGCGGGCUCGACUUCGGCCUUGCACUCGGCACGUUUGUUCUCUUCUUUGCAUUUACCAUUCACAACAUAAAGCCGCCGCGGUGGUGGGCGAACACCGUCGUCGAGUCUACCAUGGACUACCAGGGGACGGCGAUACGCAUGCACGUAGCGGAAGGAAAGACAUUUGGUCCUACAUCAUGGUGAUUUCUGUUCCAUCUUUUCUUUUUCUUUUUGUAAAUUACAUUUUGUUAUCAUAGCGUUUCUCUACCCCCAAUCGACGUCUGUACAUAUCUUGCCG
Molecule: messenger RNA, 2712 nt
Organism: [Torrubiella] hemipterigena
Lineage: Eukaryota; Fungi; Ascomycota; Sordariomycetes; Hypocreales; Clavicipitaceae
Source: the annotation of a GenBank genome assembly